Messenger RNA from Corythoichthys intestinalis (scribbled pipefish), 1549 nucleotides. It is a transcript of the gene taldo1, whose product is annotated as transaldolase 1. Gene Ontology annotation, cellular component: cytoplasm; intracellular anatomical structure. The transcript has 8 exons. Gene Ontology annotation, molecular function: transaldolase activity. Bases 98 to 1114 code for a protein of 338 amino acids. Gene Ontology annotation, biological process: pentose-phosphate shunt; carbohydrate metabolic process; pentose-phosphate shunt, non-oxidative branch. The record is from RefSeq and is a predicted model, not a curated record. NCBI's taxonomy places the organism in Eukaryota, Metazoa, Chordata, Actinopteri, Syngnathiformes, Syngnathidae.
CUUCCUUCCUGGACUCUGUGCGCGGUCCUGCCAUUCUCGCAUUCCGUUCGCGCUCACGUGUUGCGUCUGUAUAAAAAGCUCGCAGUCCCUGCUCAUCAUGCUCAGUGUGUCUCCAGACAAACGGCGAAAAAUGGAGUCGGCGCUCAACCAGCUGAAGAAGCACACAGUGGUGGUGGCCGACACGGGGGACUUUAACGCCAUUGAUGAGUACAAGCCACAGGAUGCCACCACCAAUCCGUCUCUUAUCCUAGCUGCUGCCAAAAUGCCUGCCUACCAGAACCUAUUGGAUCAGGCCAUCAAAUACGGCAUUGCCAAGGGCGGAACUGAGGAGGAGCAGAUUGCCAACACCAUGGACAAGCUGUAUGUGAGUUUUGGUCUCGAGAUCCUCAAGAAGGUCCCAGGCAGGGUCUCGACCGAGGUGGACGCGAGACUGUCUUUUGACAAAGAGGAAAUGGUGGCCAAGGCUUUGAGGUUCAUUGCACUCUAUGAGGAAGCUGGGAUCAGCAAGGAGCGGGUGCUCAUCAAGUUGUCUUCAACAUGGGAGGGAAUCCAAGCUGGCAAGGAAUUGGAAGAGAAGCAUGGCGUUCACUGCAACAUGACCCUCAUUUUUUCUUUUGCACAAGCUGUAGCCUGUGCAGAAGCAAAGGUAACCCUCAUCUCACCGUUCGUUGGGCGCAUCCUCGACUGGUACAAGGAAAACACAGAUCGUAAAUCCUAUGAGCCUCAUGAAGACCCAGGUGUCCAGAGUGUGACAAAGAUAUACAACUACUACAAGAAGUUUGGCUACAGUACAGUGGUGAUGGGCGCUUCGUUCCGAAACACUGGACAAGUCAAAGCUCUGUGCGGAUGCGACCUGCUCACAAUCUCUCCUGGGCUGCUAGCAGAACUCAGCCAGGACCAUAGCGCUGUCACACAGAUGCUUAAUUUGGAAACAGCAAAGGGGUGCAAUCUGCCAAAGGUCCACCUGGAUGAGAAGGCCUUCCGCUGGCAACACAAUGAGGACCGCAUGGCAGUUGAAAAAUUGUCUGACGGCAUCCGCAGGUUUGCUGCUGAUGCAAUCAAGCUGGAAACUGUGAUCAAAGAGAAAAUGCUUCAUGUUAAGAAUGGUCAGUAACGGUCCACAUGGACUGUAUCCUGCGGCACGGAUGCAGAUUUUUCAGGGUUGAGACUGCCUUGUUUGCUAGCUUUCACUUGAGAGGCAUUUGAAAGCACCCCAAAAUAUUCUCCAUCUCGCUGACCAAACUCAAGAAACAUCCCUUAUGAAAGGCUAUCUCCCAUCCACUCCUUAGAUGCAAAGUCUUAUGUGACCAAAUGUGAUCAAUGAUACUAAUGUUGUUGUUUGAGGUAUUUAACCAGAGGGUACUAAAUCAUUCCAGAGAGUUGCAUCACGUGAGUACUACAGAGUGUCACGAGCACUUUUUACCAGAAGAACCAAUGUUUGAAUUGACUAUUAGCUCAAUGGAGUGUGAAGCAAUUUUGUAAUGCUAAUCCUCAAAUUUUACAUGUUUUUCUUGCAAAGUACAGUAUAAUAAAUAAAAAAUUAUAAGCA